AUGCUCGAUUAUAAUUCGGGAUCCCUUGCGGCCGCAAUUUGCUGUCUUCUUGUCGUCACCGUCCUCACUUUCCCAUCUGUAUUCUCUAUACUCUCUCACUUUCGUGAGAAAGGAAAGCAAGAUCCCAAUAACUAUAAGGAUAAAGAUGGAGUUUCCACAGAAGAAACAAUCGCUGCAUUUUCAACAAAGGUCCCUAAAACACUACUCGUCCUAUCUACACUUCUUGGACUAGGAACAUCUUUAGCUCUAGCAAUCUUAGAUAUCUUUCAUCAUGAUGGACUGAAGCUUGAAGAUUGGAUCAAUGUGGCACUAUGGUCCUUCAUUUUAAUCCAAGCGGUGAGCACUAUACUAAGCAGAAGUCCUACGAAAUCAUUUGCCAAUGGUGCUCGUGCAACAAUCUCCAGCAUCUGCCUUUUCGCCCUCUGUCUUUUCGAAGAUAGUCUUAUCGUGGAAAAUCAAACUGCCCAGGAUGACUUCAGUUCAAGUGCGACUUUCUGGCUUCGCAUAUCUCAAUUGAUACUCGCCUUAUUCGCCGCCAUUUCCGGUAUCUAUUUUCCUCGCCGUCCUCAUGUUACUCACAACAAACGGCCAGUUGAUGGCAUGUUGUCCGUUUCUGCGUUUGGGAGAUUUACUUUCUCCUGGGUUGGAGAUAUAUUGGCUUUAGCCUCUGACAAGAAGCGCCUGGAAUUACAAGAUCUCCCUACAAUGGAUCACUAUACUAGGGCAAAGGACCUCAGUGAAGCAUGGGAGGAGAGGAAGCAUACCAAAGCGCUCUGGAUCGAGAUCUUCUUGGCGCAUAAAUCGCCUUUCGUUUUUCAAUGGAUCCUUACUGUAUUCCAAGCUUUUGGAAAUUUUGCACCACAAUUUGUGACCUAUCAGAUUUUGAAGAUGUUGGAGGUUCGUCAACCGGGAGACAAAGUACCGUUCACGGCUUGGAUCUGGGUAACAACAUUAUUCUUGGUCACUCUAGCCGCAGCAUGGAUCGAAUCCUGGAUGUUCUGGAUUUCCUGGUCCGAACUUGCAAUUCCUAUUAGAUCACAAUUAUCUUCUCAGAUUUUCCAGAAAGCCAUGAGACGUAAGGAUGUGAAAGGUGCCGCUAGAUCAGGGAAGAAGUCUAUGGCUGUUACAUCCGAAGUAGCUCAAGGGUCAAUCGCACAAGACAAACCAGAAGAUAACGAAGAAGAAGAUAGUGAUCCAAAGGGAAGGCAAUCUACAGUUAAUUUGAUUGGUGUAGAUGCCAAAAGACUAUCUGACUUUUGCUCAUUCAACAAUUACUUUCCUGGUGCAGUGUUCAAGCUUAUCGUCUCUUUUUCUUUCUUGAUCAGUAUCAUUGGAUGGCAGAGUUUGGUUGCAGGAAUGUUGGCGAUGUCUUUGACCAUCCCUCUCAACAUUUACUUCAGCAAACGUUACUCAGCAGCUCAAGACAGACUGAUGAAGGUUAGAGAUGUUAAGAUGGCAGUUGUGACUGAAGCACUUCAAGGUAUUCGCCAAAUCAAGUUCUCCGCUUUAGAAUCGAAUUGGGGCAACAAAAUUGGAUUGGUUCGAAAGAAGGAGUUGGACGAACAAUGGAGUGUCUAUCUAAACGAUACGAUGUUACUUUUUUGCUGGAUUACAAGCCCUAUCGCUCUUGCCGCAGUAGCAUUGGCUGUAUAUGCAUACCUACACGGGGUUCUUCUGCCAUCGGUCGCUUUCACUGCCAUUGGGGUCUUUGUCAAUCUUGAAGUUACCCUUAGUGUCAUUCCGGAACUUACUACAGACUUGAUUGAUGCCUACAUUUCUAUCAAGCGUAUUCAAAGGUACCUAGAUGGUCCAGAAAUAUCCGAGAAUACCAGUGAUGCUCCCAAUGUCUCAUUUGAGAAAGCCUCUAUUGCAUGGCCGUGUGCUGAGGGUGAAGAUGAGAUGGACGGAAACGAACGAUAUGUCUUGAGGAAUGUAGAUGUCUCAUUUCCCAAGGGAGAAUUGAGUGUCAUCAGCGGUAAAACCGGUACAGGCAAAAGUUUAAUGUUAGCUUCGAUCCUGGGAGAGGUUGAUAUCCUUGCCGGUAAGGUACACGUUCCUCGAGGUCCCAGAGCCGCAGAUCGUCACGAUCAUCUUGCCAACAAAGAUAAUUGGAUCAUUCCGACCUCCAUCGCAUUCGUUGCUCAAAUUCCUUGGAUUGAAAAUGCUAGCAUCAAAGACAAUAUUCUUUUUGGAUUACCACUUGACGAGGGUCGUUAUCAGAAGGUUAUCGAAUACUGCGCUCUUCGCAAAGAUUUGGAAAUGCUUGGGGAUGGUGAACAUACCGAAAUCGGCGCAAAUGGUAUCAAUUUGAGUGGUGGGCAGAGAUGGAGAGUCACCUUCGCUCGAGCCCUUUACUCUCGUGCUGGUAUAUUGGUUCUUGAUGACAUUUUCAGUGCCGUCGAUGCUCACGUUGGUCGAUUUAUUUAUGAAAAGGGUCUUACUGGUGAACUUGGUGUCGGACGUACCCGUAUCCUGGUUACUCAUCACGUUGCUCUUUGCAAAGCUAAAGCAAAAUAUCUCGUUGAGCUCGGUGAUGGAACUGUAGAAAGUGCUGGUUUUCUUUCGGAUCUGGAGGAAGCAGGUACCCUUGAACGUAUUAUCAGUCAUGAAGAAACAUCGGAACAAAUUGCAGAGGACGAGGCUCCCAUUACAGAAUCGGAAUCAUCUACUGUUAUCAAUGCAUCUGAGUCUUCCGACGAUGAGAAUACCAAUGGCAAUUCGUUAACGAAGGUACAAUCAAGAAAGGAAGAACCAAAGAAAUUCGUCGAAGAAGAAACGAGAGAGCAGGGCCGUGUCAAAGGUAAAGUCUACGGUCAUUAUAUAAAGGCCUCUGGCGGAUGGUCAUUCUGGUCACUUGCCGUAAUUGCCUUUAUCGGACAACAAUUCUUAAUUACUGGUCGUUCUUGGUGGUUGAGACUUUGGACAGCAAGCUAUGAGGAAUCUAGCAUCCCUACUUCCAUGUUCAAAGUUCAAAUUGAUAAUUUUCCAUUAUACGGAUCCACUCAUAAUUCUUCAUUCCAAGCAGAGUCUAUCAAGCAUAAUACCUCAUAUUAUUUGAUUGUAUAUGUUUGUCUUUCCGCAGUUUCUGCAAUUGUGGGAACUCUCCGAUAUUUCUGGAUUUACACUGGCUCUAUUCGUGCAUCUAAGAUUCUUUUUGAUAGACUUUGCUUCACGGUCUUAAGAACACCUUUAAGAUGGAUGGACACAGUACCACUCGGUAGAAUUUUGAACCGAUUUACGACAGAUUUCAAUGUGGUUGAUGGAAGAUUGGCCAAUGACAUCGGAUUCGGGGCAAACAACCUUUUUGCAUUGAUUGGUAUCAUUUGCACAGGUAUCUUCGUCUCUCCAUGGAUUCUUCUCAUGUCUUCAAUUCUCUUGGCGCUAUGUGUUUAUAUUGCAAUCCUCUAUCUACCUGGAGCAAGAGAAGUUAAGAGAAUUGAAUCAAUUUCUAAAUCGCCAAUCUUCGAGCAAUUUGGUUCCGCUCUCACCGGUGUCGGUACCAUUCGGGCAUUUGAUAAGACUGAUGUCUACAUCAAAAGCAUGUGGGCCAAGAUAGAUAAUCAUUCUACAUCAUUCUGGCAUUUGUGGGCUUUCAAUCGUUGGAUGGGAUGGCGCAUGUCAUUUAUUGGAGCAUUUUUCGCCACUAUUGUUGCUAUUGUCAUUAUUCUCAUCCCUUCCAUCGAUGCCGCGCUUGCAGGAUUUGCCUUAUCCUUCGCACUUUCUUAUGGUCAAACAGUCAUUUGGACAAUUCGUCAUUAUACUAACCUUGAACUUAACAUGAAUGCAGCAGAACGUAUUAUUGAAUAUUCGAAUCUGAAGACCGAAUCUCUAGACGGACCGGAUCCCCCAGCCGCUUGGCCAACUGAAGGUCGUCUUGAAGUCAAUGAUUUAGUUGUCUCAUAUGCCGAUGAUCUUCCACCUAUCCUCAAAGGUCUUACUUUCCGUGUGGAACGGAGCGAACGAAUCGGAGUAGUUGGACGUACCGGGGCCGGUAAAUCAUCAUUGACUCUCGCACUUUUCCGAUUCCUCGAAGCUCGCGAAGGAACCAUUCACAUCGACGGUCUCGACAUUUCUAAAAUUAAUUUACAUUCUCUUCGUUCCCGUUUGGCCAUCAUUCCACAAGAUCCCGUUUUAUUUUCCGGUACCGUUAGAUCUAAUCUCGAUGCAUUUGAUGAUCAUACCGACUCCGAGCUCCGCGAUGCUCUCGAACGUGUACAAUUGAUUCCACCAAGCGGACAAAAUACACCAUCCACAUCAGGCACCUCAACACCAUCCCUUCAACGAAACAAAAAUCCCUUCACAUCUCUCACAUCACCCAUCACAGAAGGUGGACUCAAUCUUUCUCAAGGCCAACGACAACUCCUCUGUCUCGCCCGCGCCAUCGUCUCACAUCCUAAAAUCAUGGUCCUAGAUGAAGCCACCUCAGCCGUGGAUAUGGAAACCGAUGCCCUGAUUCAACGUUCCAUCAGACAAGAAUUCACAGAUAGUACCUUAAUCGUCAUAGCGCAUCGUCUCAGCACAAUAGCAGAUUUUGACAAGAUUUUAGUAUUGGGUGAGGGAAAGGUGGUGGAAUUUGGUACGCCAAAAGAACUUUGGGAGUUGAGUGAGGGGGUUUUUAAAGGGAUGGUGAAGGAGAGUGGGGAGAGAAGUAAGUUGGAGGAUAUGAUUUUGAUGUCUUAG
Molecule: messenger RNA, 4680 nt
Organism: Sclerotinia borealis F-4128
Lineage: Eukaryota; Fungi; Ascomycota; Leotiomycetes; Helotiales; Sclerotiniaceae
Source: the annotation of a GenBank genome assembly